CAAUAACUAAAAGAGUAAGAACCCACGCACAUCCACUGAGAAAAAGAGACAGAGGACUGUAAUUGGCCCGGCAAGGCGAUUAGGGUUUUUCUUCAGCACUUCCGAUUACCGGAACCACCGUCUGCGGCCGAUCGACGACGAUGCGCCGACUUCAGCUCUCUCACCUCUCUUCUCUCUUCCGUUCUUCAUCUCUCUCACAUGGCUCUUCUUCUUCUCCUUUUCGCCCCUCCAUUUCCUCAUUCACUGGCUCGGAUGCUCGCUCUCCCAUGGCCUCCCUCCACCCUCAUCGAUCAGAUCUCACUGGAUCCGUUCAACUAGACAACCAGGUUUCAGGCUGUCUCGACCUUCCACAAGGUGAUUCUAUGGAUGUUGGACGGCAGAUUAAAGUAGGACGCGCUUGGAAAGCCUUGGGAGUUAUGGGGCGUUCGAGGGAAAAUGUCUCAGUUCCUUAUGCUGUUAAUUCUAAAUGCUAUGUACACUACGACAGCCGGAUAAAUGCUGAUACAGGGAGGAACUUCAAGUCCAUGAACUUCGUCAGGGGAAUUUUAGAGGAAGAUGGAAGGGAUUUUAUGGCCGGUUCUCCAUUUCCUAGACCACCCAAUAUGGAGUCCAAUGCUGAUAUUGUCCAUGUAAAGCUGAUGCGUAACAAUACAUUUAUCACUGUCACUGACAACAAGGGAAAUACAAAGCUUAAGGCCUCAGCUGGCCGUCUGGAAGAACUGAAAGGGGGGCCUAAGCUGUCCCGUUAUGCUGCUGAAGCAAUUGCAGAGUAUGUUGGCCGCGAGUCUAGAAAAUUGGGGUUAAAAUCAGUUGUAAUGAGGGUGAAAGGCUUUACUUACUUUAAGAAGAAAAGGCAAGCGAUCAUGAGUUGGAGAGAUGGUUUUACGGAUUCUAGGAGCGAUCAAAACCCGAUUGUCUACAUUGAAGAUACGACCAGACGCGCCCACAAUGGUUGCCGACUCCCGAAGCAACGUCGCGUCUAGAUGUAUGAUGCUGGAUCUUGCUACUGCAGCGACAAAGUGGUGACAAGGUCUUAGCUUUGAUGGAAAAUUUUCCCUGGUUAGAAAUGAUGUAGCUAGCUUGCCUUCAAGUUUUUACCCGCUGAUUGCAAUAAUGAUGACAAUUGGAUGUUUUCUACAUACUUUUAUGUAAAACAAGUGCUAUUUAGUUGGUACCGUUUGAACUUCAUUUCAAUAGAUAAAUUACAGAGACUUUUUCCCUGCAGUUGUGUACUAUCAAGAAUUGUAGACGCCCCAUUUUUCAAUCUCUUUACUUGGAAGUUUACUUUCUUCUUCUCAAUUGCA
This is a messenger RNA of Momordica charantia (bitter melon), 1304 nucleotides long. RefSeq names its product Ribosomal L18p/L5e family protein (gene NFD3). NCBI's taxonomy places the organism in Eukaryota, Viridiplantae, Streptophyta, Magnoliopsida, Cucurbitales, Cucurbitaceae. Gene Ontology annotation, molecular function: structural constituent of ribosome. The record is from RefSeq and is a predicted model, not a curated record. Gene Ontology annotation, biological process: translation. Gene Ontology annotation, cellular component: ribosome.